Molecule: messenger RNA, 2903 nt
Organism: Ipomoea nil (Japanese morning glory)
Lineage: Eukaryota; Viridiplantae; Streptophyta; Magnoliopsida; Solanales; Convolvulaceae
Product: ribonuclease II, chloroplastic/mitochondrial
Exons: 14
Coding region: 83-2479 (798 amino acids)
Biological process (GO): mRNA catabolic process
Cellular component (GO): P-body; exosome (RNase complex)
Molecular function (GO): 3'-5'-RNA exonuclease activity; RNA binding
Source: RefSeq, a predicted model, not a curated record
AAUCAUCUGGCUGACUGGCUCUCUCAAUCCAAACCCCAAACAAUUUCUUGAACCAGGUAGUUAUAGGUUGUAACCGCCGAACAUGGCAGCCCGCGCCAUGAAUAGCUGCAUAUUUAUCCGCUCCGCAGCGUCGCCUCCGCCGCUGGCGCCGACGUUCUGGAGCUGUUGUCCCCAGCGCCAACUCAGAACGCGGCGGUUUCACAGAUACUUAAGAUUGCAUUCUCGGUUCUCGCUUCCCCGUUGCACGCCUUAUCCUCUCAGCCAUGACGGUGCUCGGAGCUACUCUGUGCAAAGCCUGGUUGAGACCGUCAUAGAAGAGCUCUAUUCCUUGCGCAAACGAGGGAGAAUUCGUGCUUCUACCGAAUUGGGAUUAACCAGCACUAGUGAGCUUCUUGAGGAUAAAGUAGGAAAACAAGCAAUGCGAAAGGGGUUGCUGCUAGAGUUCAAGAAGGACUCUGAAAGGCUAUUGCUAGCAGUUGCUCUUAGACCUGAUGGGAAAAAGAAUUGGACCGUCUCAGAUCAGAAUGGUGUAACAACCUCAAUAAAACCACAGCAAGUUACUUUUAUUGUUCCUGGAAUUGAGAACUUUGACCCCAUCGAGAUAUCAAACUUUGUCCAGAAAGCUCAUAAUAACUUGGAUCCAGCACUUCUUGAAUUCGCUUGGAAUGAGCUUCUUGAAAAUAACAAAUCUGUUACAGUGGAAGAACUGGCUGAGAUGAUUUUUGGUAGUGCGGAGCCUCUUGAGAGUUAUUGUGCCCAUCUAUUAUUAUCUAGAGAUGACAUAUACUUCACAGUUUUGGGGUCUAAAGGUCCACAGUCUAUUUAUGGACCUCGACCAGUUAGACAGGUAGAUCAACUUUUACAAAAGAAACUGGCUAAAGAGGCUGAGGAGAAGGAAAUUGAGGAGUUUGUUCAGUUGCUAAAAUCUAUUAAAGAAAUGCCUCUGCAUGCUAAACCUCCAAACUCUAUGUGGAAGACUGAAGAGAAAAACUGGCAGAAAAUCAAGUCUCUUGAAGCUUUUGCUAUUGAUGCUUGCAAAAAUGAUGAUCAAAAGAGAAUGACAGGGAUGAUCCUGAAGGCCAUGGGCAUGGCAAAAACAGCAUCAGCCGCAGUUACCCUUCUUAUAGAUAUUGGAUAUUUCCCUGUACAUGUCAAUCUUGAUUUACUAAAGCUAAGCAUUCGUACUGAUCAUCCGGAUGAGAUUGUAUUGGCUGCGGAAAGUCUUUUGUUAGAGUCAACUGACCUGGAUGAGGUUGAUAGAGUAGAUCUGACUCACCUGAAGGUUUAUGCAAUUGAUGUUGAUGAAGCCGAUGAGCUUGAUGAUGCAUUGAGUGCAACAAAGCUGGAGGAUGGCCGGAUAAGAAUCUGGAUACAUGUUGCAGAUCCAGCUAGCUUAGUUCAGCCAGGGAGCAUAAUAGACAAAGAAGCAAGGAGAAGAGGAACUUCUGUAUUCUUGCCCACUGCUACUUAUCCAAUGUUUCCUGAAAGGUUGGCCAUGCAAGGCAUGAGUCUUAAGCAAGGCCAACAAUGCAACGCUGUUACUGUAUCUGUUAUUCUGCGUUCUGAUGGAAGCAUUGAAGAAUACUCUGUGGAAAACUCAAUCAUUAAACCAACAUAUAUGCUGACAUAUGAGAGUGCAUCUGAACUUCUUCAUUUGAACCUGGAUGAGGAGAUUGAGCUAAAGAUUCUCUCUGAGGCUGCUACACUUCGGUUUCGGUGGCGUCAACAGCAGGGUGCAAUAGAUGCAAGUAACUUAGAAACACGAAUUAAGGUGACCAAUCCCAAUGAUCCGGAGCCAUCAAUCAAGCUUUAUGUAGAAAAUCAGUCUGAUCCUGCUAUGCGACUUGUUUCUGAGAUGAUGAUACUUUGUGGAGAAGUUAUAGCCACAUAUGGUUCUUACAAUAAGAUACCUUUGCCCUAUAGAGGACAGCCUCAAUCAAAUAUUGAUACCUCUGCAUUUGCACAUCUUCCGGAAGGGCCUGUUAGAAAUUCAGCUAUUGUUCGAAUCAUGCAUGCAGCUGAAUUGGAUUUCAGGAAGCCAGUACGUCAUGGGAUAUUGGGAAUUCCUGGAUAUGUUCAAUUUACAUCUCCUAUUCGUAGAUAUAUGGACCUCCUGGCUCAUUAUCAGGUGAAAGCAUUUAUUAGGGGUGAUUCUCCUCCCUUCUCAGCUGGUGAACUAGAAGGGAUGGCAUCUAUGAUUAACAUGUACACCAGAGUGGUAAGGAGGCUCUGCAACAGCAGUCUUCGUUAUUGGGUAUUGGAGUACCUGAGAAGGCAAUCAAAAAAUACAAAAUUCCGUGCUGUAGUCCUCAAAUUCAUCAAAGACAGGAAUGCAUUAAUACUCUUGUUGGAGAUUGGAACACAAGCUUCUGUUUGGGUGUCUACCGGAGUACAAAUUGGGGACGAAGUGGAUGUUCGAGUUGAAGAAGCUCAUCCACGUGACGACAUUCUCUCUCUUAAAGAGGUUCCACGUGCAUAACAGUGUUCUUCCCAAUAUUGAUUAUGGUAGAGAUACAAUGUGCAAAAGAUUUAUCAACCCAACCCAAGCCCAGAUGGCCGCAAGAGUUGGUAAUACAUAGCCUUAAAUCGCUGGCAUCAUUUUGCUGAGAUCAUUGACCUCAAACAACUAUCAAAGCUCUUGCAAUGAGGCAAUGCAGAUGCAACCAAUGUGGUGGCGGUUCUCCACCCAUCAUUUUUGACUGAUCAUUAAUGCUCCAUCCCCGAAGGUUAUAUGCACUGUAAUCAGUCCUCCCAUGGUAUUGGAGUUCAUAAGCUAGCUAGCUAUGGCCUUGGCGCAUAUUGGUGGUUGCCAAAAUUCAAGGAAAUUCUGUCCAUUUUGUAUAAUGUAAAUCCAACUUCUUUACUGUAUUAAGUGAAAAUUUUUGUUCCAAUAUGCAAGUUGA